This is a messenger RNA of Lentinula edodes (shiitake mushroom), 621 nucleotides long. RefSeq lists its product as uncharacterized. The transcript is spliced from 3 exons. Bases 1 to 621 code for a protein of 206 amino acids. The record is from RefSeq and is a predicted model, not a curated record. NCBI's taxonomy places the organism in Eukaryota, Fungi, Basidiomycota, Agaricomycetes, Agaricales, Omphalotaceae.
AUGCUUUGGGGCGUGAAAAGUGUCAAUGAUUCAUCUAUUGCACUAUCUGCAAUUCUGGUGCGAUUUCUUCUUUCAGACGACACCGAGUUUGUUCCCAUUGGCAAAAAUUCGCAAUUAAACUAUAAAAAGAACUUCUACUCGUAUCGUGCAUUCUUAAAUGGCUCAAAAGGCACCAACUAUAUCAAGCAGCUCUAUUCCUUUUUCAAUCAGCGUGUUUUUCUGGGAAUGCCAUCAGCAGCAGUAUGUUCCACAAAUGAUGACCACGAAGAUGAUGCGGUUACUCAGGCAUUGCUGGCAAUCAGACUUGCUGAUUCACGCCCUGCAGAUACAUCAUCACUUCCCAGCAUUCCGAUUAAUAUUGACACAGAUUUAAUUCCCACUCAAUUCACCGCAAUGGAGGUUGAAUAUAUAGACGAAAGCUGGCCUCCUGAGGACAAUUUAACUGAGAUUCCUCAGAACAUGAGCAAUGGUAAUGUUCAGGAUCGUGGUCGGGGUCGGGGUCGGGGCAGGAGUCGGGGUCAGGGCCGGGGUCGCAGUCGCAGUGAUAGUCAAAUCCAAAGUCAAAAGGCAUCAGCACCAGCUCCAGUCCGCACCACACGGAACCGGAAACAGGUAGUAUAG